GUCAGGUCUGGUGGACAGCAAGUGCAGUGUAGCAAACGUUAUGUCAUCGUCCCCUUCAAGACGUCGCUCAGGAUCAAAACGUCAGAUAAGAGACAAAAUCGACGCAUCGCUGUUGUCAUCGUGUGAACCAGAAAUUCAAGAGUUGCUGCGGCAGGUGGACGGUUUGUUGGACAGCAAGAGAAGUGAGUGGGAAAGCAGAGUGGCGGGACUGAAGAAGCAACUGCAGCGCAGGGACGGUGAAUUGUGUGCUUUGCGAGCAGCUUUGCAGCGUAAGAGCACUGAGGUAGAACGAUUGCAGGCAAAAUUUGAGGAUGCAGAAACUCAACAGGAGGAGCAAAUGAGUAGUUAUGAAGUUCAACUGACAACUUUGAAGACAGAACUCUCUCGUCUAAGUCGGAAACACGAAAAACUUCAGACAAAGAAAGAGCAUCAAAUGGAUGGAAUUGACAGGGAACGUCAGAAGGUUUUCGAGGACUACAGGUUUGCUAAUCAAGAACUACAGCACCUGCGAAAAGCAUUUGAGGAGUUACAUGUGAAGUCAUUGCUGUGGGACAAAGAGAAGACGUCGUUGGAGAAGGCAGCGGAACAAGCUGUGGCCGAGAGUGAGGCGAUGAGAAGUCGAUGUGUUUAUCUUGAGGAAUGCAAUGCUACUUACCAACGAGAUCUGGAAAGGUACAAGCGUCUUCAACUUAAUUCUGAACAAACACACAAAGUUCACAUAGCUCAGAUGGAGGCCAAGGUGAAACUGAACCAACAAGAAUCAGACAACAAGCAAGAUGGCAUGAGCAGACUGCAAUCAACUCUAACAGAGACUUUUGCAAAACUGAGACGCAAGAGCGGCGAAUGUGAAAGACUGCAUUCUGAACUGGCUACGAACAGUGACUCUCUUGAUACUUUGAGAAAAGAGAAUACUCAGUUACAAUGUGAGCUACAGCAACGAGAUCAGCAGUUGAAGUCGGUUGAGAAAUCUCGAUCUCGACUGUCAAGGGAAACGACCGAGUUAAGGGAAUCUCUGCAGUCAAAGGAUGAUGUCAUCACAGUAUUAGAAGACCGGGGUAAGAGAGGCAGCUCACCAGAGACGACGUUGCUGAAGGCCGACUUGAGUAGGUCUCAAACAACAGUGAGGACUCUCACAAUGAAACAGAAGGAACUAACAGAGGAAGUGAAGUGUCAGCAGCAGUUGGUAGACAGUCUGAAACAGCAGUGCCAUUUGCUUCAAAGUAAACUCAACCAUAAGGGAGAAACAUUGCAGAAUUCACACACUAAAGCACUGGAACUAAGAGACGACGAAAUAACACAACUGCGGCUAAGGGCACAAGAACUAGAAGAAGAGCGUCACACAUUUUUGAGUGACGUGAGCAAGCUACGAAGCAAAUUGGCUGACAGGGAAGGCAAGAACGCAGCUUUUGUUGGCCGGUUGAAUACACUCGAACAGCAAAACCGUACAAGACAGGCAACACUAGAUAGGCUGACUGACAAUUUGAAAGUGGCUAAUUCUCAAAUCAAAGUACUCCGUCAUGAAAAUAAGAGUCUACGCGAUGCUGCUGAAUCCACUAUGCAGAACGAUCAGCAUGACGUCGAGGAAAGCCUUGUGGAGAUAAACAACCAACUACAGUCUGCGACCAUAUCUGCAUUAGAGGAUGAAAACAGUCAUUUGAAGUCUAAAGUUGACGAGUUGGAAUCAAGUUUGUCGAAGCUCAAACAAGAACACUGUGAGUCCGUUAUCAUAUCAGAUCGUGCUCUUCACGGUGUGGAAACCAACAGAUUCGAGUUGAAGGAGACGGGUGAAGAAGUGGGUGUGGGUGUUGAGUUGAGUGAUGGACACUUUGGCUUGGAAGACGUUCUACAGCAUGAUAAUGGCAAUUUGUUACUAGAGGAGAGUCCCAUACUCGUUCAAAGUUCACCCGAUGAUCACCAAGCUGUUCCUUUAAUGACAUCAAGUCGAAAAUCAGUUGUGUUAUCACAUCCAUCUUCUCUUGAAGACUACGGUCCUGAGUUAAAUGUAUCGGGGUCAGCUCACAGCUACGUGGUGGGCAGUUUGUCUGACAGUUCCCUGUGUGUUACACCAUUGAGUUCUGAGAGUCACUGGAGUCUUAAGAGCGAAGAUCUUGAUAUGGCUGGAAUAUUUAAAACCGAUGAACUCGACAAAGUCCUCGAUGCCCGAAUAUCAGCAUUUGAAUCUAGUGUCGACAUCAACGGAGAUCAAUUCAACCAAUAAAAUCACUAGAUGACAGUCAUUGCUCGCUCUUGUAUGAAACACACUCGUUGAGUUUAAUUUACGAUAUACCGGUAUACGACAUUAUUCUGCAAUGAAAUAUAAUUUGCAUAAAGGAUCGUUAGAUCAUUAGA
Molecule: messenger RNA, 2349 nt
Organism: Corticium candelabrum
Lineage: Eukaryota; Metazoa; Porifera; Homoscleromorpha; Homosclerophorida; Plakinidae
Product: centrosomal protein of 63 kDa-like
Exons: 23
Coding region: 41-2218 (725 amino acids)
Biological process (GO): de novo centriole assembly involved in multi-ciliated epithelial cell differentiation; centriole replication
Cellular component (GO): centriole
Source: RefSeq, a predicted model, not a curated record